AUGGAUAAUCGUGCUGAAAUUAUCUCAGAGCGUAUCAAUAACACAAUGCACUGGAAGUUAGUGAUCAUUGAUCCAGAUGACCAUACAUGUUACUAUCUUGAUCCACUUAGAAAAUCUCCUCCAUAUGAUUUGAAGAACCUUAUGAACAAUGUCUCUUCACACAUUAAGCGAAAGACAGGAAGGAAUGAACAAAAUUACAAGUGGAAAAUAGUCAAUUGCCCUCGUCAAACAUCGUCAGUAGAAUGUGGCUUUUAUAUCAUAAGGAUGAUGAAGGACUAUUGCUUGAAUGAGACACCAAUGCAAUGGCUAACUAGUAAUUGUGGUGGAAAGAAUACAUAUACACUUGGCGAAAUUAAUGAAACUCGAAAUGAAUGGGCAGCCAAGCUUCUUGAGCAGAUGAGUCAUAGCUAGAGUAACUUUUGAAAUCAGAAUUAAAAAAUAUACUAAUUGUAGUAUUUAGUUAGUACUUACAUAGUUAUUCCAAGUGUAUAUUUUGAUAUUGUAAUUUUUAGAUUUGGAACAUACUGAGUUUUAUUGAUUUUGUCUGCCUAUUGAUUAUGUCUGAACUAUGUUGUAAUUACACAGGAAAUUAUGAAUGAAUAUAGUGGUUGAAAAUAGAGAAAUGAAAAAAUUCUCAUA
Messenger RNA from Humulus lupulus (European hop), 639 nucleotides. RefSeq lists its product as uncharacterized. Lineage: Eukaryota; Viridiplantae; Streptophyta; Magnoliopsida; Rosales; Cannabaceae. Gene Ontology annotation, molecular function: cysteine-type peptidase activity. The transcript is spliced from 4 exons. The record is from RefSeq and is a predicted model, not a curated record. Gene Ontology annotation, biological process: proteolysis. The coding region runs from base 1 to 411 and encodes 136 amino acids.